UUCUGGGCUUUAGCCAGCCUGACUUUCCUGCUGCAACUGUUGGUGUCUACACCUCCUUUGUGAUUUCCCCUUUCUUCCACUUCUUAUACAUGUCCGUCUUAAAACUCAGCUCAUCUGGAAUCCCCUUAUGCAGCCUCACCGGUUUCUUUACAUGCCUCCCAUUUUUCUUUCUUGUUGGAAUUGUCUGCAUUUGACUUGGGUCACUUUAUCUGCUUUCCCAGAGUUUAAAUGGGCCUUUUUCGUUGUUUGUUAUCUUGAUGCAGUUAUAAAUUUAAUUCAGGCUCAUAAUGAAGCAAUCUUCUGUUUCCAUAUACUGAAAUGACCUGACAUGUAUGGUCAGAUAAAGGCCCUGUUGUUCAUUUUGCCCUUGGAAAUGAGAGCAGCUCGUCAGGAGUGCCUCUGCCUGAAUCCGUGCUGAGCAAAGUUGGCCUGCGAGUGUGGGAUCAGCAGACUUUCUUGGCAGACCUUUCUGUCUCUUCACUGGCAACCUCCACAAGUUCAGUUUACCGGACAACUUCCUGGAGAAGAAGCAGCUGAUCCAGUUUUUUUUACUUCUGGAAAGAAAUCUACCCAAUUUUAAGUCUGUCCUGUGUAUUAUUGCCAGUUCCUUCAAUUCUGUGUCAUUAGGCCUGAUCCAGUGUGCGUUCCUUGUUUGACAACUGUGCAAAGGUGCUCUGUUUUCUAAAGAUGGGAAGGCGGAAACUGGAUCUUUCCAAACUGACAGAUGAAGAGGCUGAGCAUGUUUGGGAAGUUGUUCAGAGGGACUUCGAUCUGCGAAAAAAAGAGGAAGAGCGUUUAGAGAAACUGAAAGGCAAGAUUGAGAAAGAAAGCACAAAGCGUGAGCUGCUGUCCAGUCAAUCCCACCUCAAUGAAACUCAUUGCAUUCACUGCCUGCAGCCCUUCAAGUUCCUGGUGAACAGCAAACGAAAAUGCUUAGACUGCCACUUACACACCUGUAAAAAUUGCAGCCGCUACAAUAAAAAGGAGGAAGGUUGGGUGUGUGAUCCUUGCCAUUUAUCCAGGAUUGUGAAGACUGGAUCUGUGGAAUGGUAUUAUGAACAUGUGAAAUCUCGUUUUAAGCGGUUUGGAAGUGCUAAGGUGAUGCGGUUGCUCUACGGAAGGAUGACACAUGGACAGAAAAUGAAUCCUGCCUUGCUUGGUCUUCAUGACAGAGUUUAUAGCUUGCCAGACAUCAACAGUGACUGCCGCUUCCACAGCGGGAAUGAGGACAGUGAGGAGGGAGAGGCAGAAGAUGCUAUCGAUGGCGGAGAAGCAGAGUGCUUUGCAAGGAUGCGCAAGACCAAGCGCCUGCUGUCUGUCCAUCCCUUUGAUUUUGAAAUGGACUCAGAAUAUUCUGCUCAAUCUCGCCGGCAGUCUGUGCAACUCUCUCCUGGGAAUGAAGGUCUUCAGAGCUUUGCAGGAUUUCCCGGUGCCAAGGAAGACCCCUCCCAGAGGGAAUCCAUGAUUGCCGAAGCCGACCUGGCAGCCACGUUCCACCACCUCCUGCAGGAGCAGGGGCAGCACCUGCCGGCCCCUGAACAGGAGUUCAGCACCGAAGUUCGGCUGACCGUGAACUCGCAGUCUAAAAACCUCGAGAGAAUUCCCAAGGCUGGCCGUCCCUGGAAUGAGCAGCAUCCAUCGCAGUACUCAGCUGAUCUGGACACUUCCGAGGAAGACAUGGAGGGAGCGCAGAAGACCCUCGUCUAUCAGCCCCACCACACAAAACGCAGGAGCCGAGCCUCAUCCCAGGAAAACAUAAAUCCAUCUGGAAAUCAGAUUCUUGAACUGAACAAACGCAUGUCAGCUGUCGAGCGCAUGCUGAACCGUCUUGAGGAAAAGAUCCUGGUUCAUCCAGAUGAGCCUCCAGCUCCUGAGUCUCCUACUGAUCCUAGCAUAGAAGAGAAGGAACUGAAGAGGAAACUAGAAGAGCUGGCAAGUAACAUCAGAGACAAAGCUGUUUCUUCUGACGAAGAAGAGGAGGAGGAGAAGGAGGGCAGAAUGAAGCAGGAAGGGUGCAUACCAGAAAUAAGCUCGUCUAGCGAUGACCUGCCUACUGAUGGCAAGAAGGUGUUUGUUUCUGCGGGGAAAGCAUCUGGGCUAGAGAAGAGGCCAAGAGACCGAGGCCAUGGUGUCUGCCACAGCACAACCACCGACUCGGAGCUCUCUGAACUUGAAGACAAAGUGGCCUUUGCAGUGGCACAAGUGCAGCAAACAGAGAGUGAGGUAUCCGAUAUAGAAUCUCGAAUAGCUGCUCUCAGUGCUGCUGGCCUGACUGUUAAACCAGUGGAAAAGUCUAAGAAGAAAUCAAGCACUCAGGUGUUUAUCCUUCAGCCUCCCAGGAACUCUUAUAGUUCUCUAGAAGAUCAGAGUGCAGACACUCCUGUCGCAGCAUCAGCCCCCGGUGACUUCAAAGUAAUGUCUAUGCCACAUGUGUUGAGGAGAAAAUUCAACACUUCACUUGAAACUGCAAACAAUGCUGAAUCCUUUGCUCGGAACUCGGAUUACAGAGGAUCUUUGACACAGCGAAAUCCAAAUGGAAGAAACAGGAAAGCAGAUCACAUCUUUGCGAAGCCUGUGAUGACCCAUCGCUCUUGAACAGAAGGAAGUCUUCUAAGACCUCAACUCAAGAUUUCAUCCCCUCAUUCUAUUUUCUUUCUUUUCUUCUCUCCAUCUGUUCACCUGCAGUGCUAGAUCUACAAUCUGCUCCCUCCCUUUGCCUGAGUCAGGAAACAAGGAAGAAGCAGGAAAAGAAUUAUCUAGGCAACAUCCCUUUGAAAUUUGGUUCCUACAUUCAUUGCAACAGCACGCAGAGCCCAGCUUAGUAAAAGGAAUUUCUGUUCUAGGAUUAACUUAAUUACCCACCCACAUCUAUUGAAUAGGACUUGUAGCUGAAAUGUGUUUUUUUUUCAUGCACUGCUAAAGUAUGCAUCCAUAUUCUGAUCAUUUGGGCUGGUGAAUUACAGUCAGGUCAUGUCAUGCUCAGGAUUUCACAGUGCCCUGCAAUAAUCAGGAGGGUUUUUCCAAUGGUCUGGAAUAUGGAACCAGAAGGCAGAAUGCUAGGCUUGCACCCUUAGCUGCCUUUCAGUACCAGAUGCUAGAGAACCCCCAGAACAGCACACAGAGGAGGAGGGGGGAACAUUCUGUCUGGCAAGCCAAAGCGCUUGCUCUGAUGCAACAAUUGAUGGCCUUAGUGCAACGUGGGAUUCUUCCCCAAGUGUUCUGUGGUUCCUUGAAGACUAAGAAAUCUACUAUGGCAUCAUAAAUGAACUAGUGCCCAUUUUGGAGCCCCAUGGCAAUGCAGGGCACAAGGAGAGCCUUGCUAGACCAGACCAUUUCCCACAGUGGCCAGCCAGAUGUUCAUGGGAAUUCCACCAAAGAGGGCAGGAGCAGCACAGACCUCUGAUCCUCUUCCUCCCCAGUGAGUUACACCACAAUACAUAGGUUUUUGUCAGCCUUCAAGGUUCACAGAACGCUUUGUUGGUUUUGGCAUGCCAACGUCUUGCGGCUCUGUCUCCUUCUGGAAUAUGUUAGGGCUUUGGUGCUUAGCCAGGAGUGCAGGCCAUGGUUGCACAGGCAUUAAUCAGAGAGGCUUUCUGCUCACAUUUCUCCAUGCAAGGCAUCUGCUUCUUCAGAGUUGCAGAAAUGGCAGGAAGUAAAAUGGCAGAAACAGUGGAGGAACCAUGGCUGAGUGGAAGGUCAGGACUUUUCAAGGUCCGCUCCCUGGCACCUCAUAGACAAUACAGGGCAGAGCAGAGGCAGAGAUGCCUGUAUGAUCCUGCUAUUCCUUCCAUGUUAUAGUAGCAUGUGUCUUUGCAGAGCUUUAGGUGGAUGAAGAGCAGGCUUAUGAGUAACAGAGCUUAAAUGAGAUAUGAAAAGAAUUCCCUAUUCCAUAUGCUCUAGCAGAGGAAUGCAAAAUUCUUUCUCCUAUUUCUGAUAAGCACAUUAAGUAGAGGCUCAAGGAAGCACAUCUGAAUUGCUGUUGAAGGUCAAACAUUACGAUAGGCAGAUAGAUACGCUCACAGUUGCAGACCUGACUUCUUCCCUCUGCAAGUUGUCAUGAUAAAUAAGUGAUAGGAUAGUUAGCUUUCAACCCUGAUUUCAGCUUACUUCUAAGUUGUAUAGAAUUGUACUGUCUUCUUCAAGUAUCCUUUAAAUCCUCCUCGGGAUAAAUCAAAUGUUAUGACAAACUUGCAAAUUUAUCCCCAAAGAAAUUGGCACCGUGAGCCAAUUGGCACAAUUACAUUUUGCCCUCACGUAGUCCAUUUGGAGUUUCUGUUAAAGUGCAUCACAUUCCACAUUUGAUUCAUUUCCAUUUUAAUUUCUUUUCUUUUACUGAAAUCCAAACUUUUUUUUU
Molecule: messenger RNA, 4354 nt
Organism: Zootoca vivipara (common lizard)
Lineage: Eukaryota; Metazoa; Chordata; Lepidosauria; Squamata; Lacertidae
Source: RefSeq, a predicted model, not a curated record